Messenger RNA from Scheffersomyces stipitis CBS 6054, 648 nucleotides. Its product is annotated as signal recognition particle subunit. Bases 5 to 514 code for a protein of 169 amino acids. Lineage: Eukaryota; Fungi; Ascomycota; Pichiomycetes; Serinales; Debaryomycetaceae. The record is from RefSeq and is a predicted model, not a curated record. The transcript has a single exon.
AGAAAUGGGUAAAGUGUCCGACCUAGAGUCGUUCAUAGACGUUGCCUCAGACUUGCUUUCUGCUUAUCCGAGUUCAACUACACUUUCAAUAACUUAUACAAAUGUCGCCAAGAAGAGUAAAGAUUCCAAAGUCACUAAACCUAACACGAAGAAAGCUUCCAAUGCUGUUCAUUUCAAGUUAUUUGAGCCCAAGUCUGGUAAGUGCAUCAAGUAUAACACAUACAAGAUCAAAGAGUUGUCACGUCUUUUGGCAUUCAUCGGACCUCGUGGUGUAAACGUAGUAACAUCCACUUCUACUGGCCAAGACCAUGUAGAUGGUUUGGCUUCCAUCAUGAGUAAUGUCAAGUAUAGCAACGAAGACGAAAAUGUAGCAGUUUCAAGCACGGCAAAUGUAGCAGCCAAUUCAGGUAUUGAAACUCCUGAAGAAUUCAGUCAUGAUACUACUCCUGUUCCAGCAUCAAAACCCGCAACCGCUUCGAAGAAGAAAAACAAGAAGAAAAAGGGAAAGAAGUAACCUAAGAAUAUAAAAUAAGUUGAAGAAUCCCACCAAAUGAUCUUUCCUUGAAAGACAACAUUUCGACUAAAGAUGAACAUUUACGUAAGUAUAUACAUGUAGCAUCUACGACUAAACUAAUGCAAAUUGAAAAG